Eutrema salsugineum is the source of this 3293-nucleotide messenger RNA. Its product is annotated as serine/threonine-protein kinase prp4. Gene Ontology annotation, molecular function: ATP binding; protein serine/threonine kinase activity. The coding region runs from base 911 to 3148 and encodes 745 amino acids. Gene Ontology annotation, biological process: mRNA cis splicing, via spliceosome; peptidyl-threonine phosphorylation; peptidyl-serine phosphorylation. The transcript is spliced from 12 exons. NCBI's taxonomy places the organism in Eukaryota, Viridiplantae, Streptophyta, Magnoliopsida, Brassicales, Brassicaceae. The record is from RefSeq and is a predicted model, not a curated record.
CAAUUCGUAGCGAGAGAAAGAAAAGAAAGAGGGGAAGCAAAAUCAACCGAAUUUUCUUGAGCCCUAACCCUAAUUUCAACGAUCUGAUGGCGAACGACAAGCAGAUCGAAUCUCAUCACCGCAAGCACCACCGUUCGCCUUCUUCGGCCGACGAGGCCGAUAAAUCAUCUAAGCGGCACAAGCACCGUCAUCACAAGCACCACCACAGGCGCCACCACCGACAUCACCGUGAUAAGAAGCGCGACGAUGAAAUUCCAUCCGGCGGCGGUGAGACGGAGGUGAAGAAGGAUGCCACUCCGAUUGGAGUUAGUAACGGCGGUGAGGAUGACGUCGAGGAGGGGGAGAUUCUAGAUGAAGAGGGGAUUGCCAAUGUCAAGAAUUCAGAUUCCGACGGCGAGUCAGGAGAAAUCAAAUCCGAUCAAUUUCAAGCCAAUGAUCUGGUCUGUUCUAUUCGACCUUCUGCUUCUAAUGUUUCCAAUUUCUUAGGGUUUAAAUUCUGUUUGGAUGCUGGGAUUAGAGGGGUGAAUUUUGGUUUGACUGAAACCAUUGAUUUUUUUUUAAUACGCAACUCAGUAUCCAAACAGCAUUUAUGCCUCUAUACUAAGCUGAAUUUGCUUUUAUUUAACGAAAGCUGUGGUCUUUGAGGGUUUUUCUUUAGAUAACCUGAGUGUUUCAUUGCAUAUGUAAGAAAGCAGUUGCACUAGGCGUUCAAUGGAGACUGAUGGCUUUCCCUUGAUUUCCUGUAGAUGGGAUAAAUGCCGAGACUUCUAAUGGUGUUCUAACUCGUGAAUCUGAAAGGGAGGACAAGAGGUGGUAUAAAGAAUCUGGAGGUCCUUCAGAGAGAGUCGGUAAGAGAAGUUAUGAUAAUGGUAGGAGCUCAUUUUCUUCGGAAAACUCUGAAGAGAAACAUAUGACUAGUUACCGGUCUCCGACAAACAGCAGGCAGUCUAACGAAGUUCGUGCUCGGAGUAGAUCUAGGUCACAUGAUCCGGAGAGGGAAAUGUCAAGAUCAAGGAUUGUUGCGGCGGAUGAGUUUUCGGUCAGAGGAAGACAUCAUGACUCUAGUAGGGAUUAUCGUCAUGACAGAGUUGACUCAGGGAGGACUGAGGAAAAAUACCAUCGACGUGGGCGAUAUGAGGAAGAUGACAGGCAGUAUAGUCGAGAAGUCUUGGAAAAAGAAAGAAGUAAGGAGAUGGAUAUGGACAGGGAGGGAAUAAGAGAUAGGGAUUCAGAAGGAAGUAAACGGAGAGAGAGAGAUAGUGAUCGGAGGAGGGACAGAGAACGAGAGAAAAGAAGAGAGGUAGAUGCUGACCGUGAAAGGCAAAAAGUCAAGGAACGAGAGCGCAGCAUUGAUAGGGAUAGGAGAAGGGAGAGGGAAGGACGAGAUAGAGACAAUGAAAGAGGUAGGAGCAUUGACAGGGAUAGGAGAAGGGAGAGGGAAGAAGAUUAUUUACGAGAUAGAGACAAUGGAAGAGGUAGGAGUAGAGAUAGAACCAGGUAUAAUAGCAGAGAGAGGAAGACAGAAAAAGAAAGGGAAAGUGACAAAGGAAGAGAAAUCCAGACUGAUAGAGACAAGUAUAAAAGUGUUGAUGUGGAGAACGGUGAAAGAAAUGAGGAUGAUCAAAAAGAUAAUGACGAAGGAGUUAUAUGGGAAUUUCCGGAAGAAGAAGAAGAAGCAGAACUAAAUAGAAUCAAAGAGGAGAGCAGGAAGCGAAUGGAAGCCAUACUGGAGAAAUAUAAGAAGAAGCCCGAGCAGCAAAAUGAAAUUUUGUCUCAGGGCAAGGGUACAGAUGUUCAAGAAAUUGGUGCUCCACAUUCAGCCUCUUCUGCAGUUGUCGUAGCUGCUAAUGCUGGUCUUGCUAAAGCUAACUCGGAGAAUGAUGUUGUAGUUGGUGAUGUUGCCAAGACAUCAUUAACAGCUGGUGGGCCACCUACUACGUUUGGAAUUUCAGACUCAGAGAAGACUCAAGCUCCAGCGGGGCUUGGUGAAGGUAGCCCGAAGAGUGAAGGAUCAGCUGACAUGUUUCAUGAUGAUAUUUUUGGAGAGUCCCCAGCUGGUAAUCGGAAAGUGGGUCUCAUGCGAGGGAAAGGUGAUGGUGUUCCGAUGGUAAGGAGCGGCCUUCAUGAUAAUUGGGAUGAUGCAGAGGGUUACUACAGCUAUCAGUUUGGCGAGCUACUUGACGGUAGAUAUGAAGUCAUUGCUACUCAUGGAAAAGGUGUCUUCUCUACUGUGGUUCGUGCAAAAGAUUUAAAAGCUGGACCAGCUGAACCCGAAGAAGUUGCUAUAAAAAUUAUUCGUAACAACGAGACAAUGCAUAAAGCUGGCCAGAUUGAGGUUCAGAUAUUGAAGAAGCUGGCUGGCGCUGACCGAGAUGACAAGCGCCACUGUGUUCGUUUUCUUUCAAGUUUUAAGUACCGGAAUCACCUUUGCUUGGUGUUUGAGUCGCUCCAUUUGAAUCUUCGUGAGGUCUUGAAGAAGUUUGGCCGCAACAUUGGCCUUAAACUCUCUGCUGUUAGGUCUUAUUCAAAGCAGCUAUUCAUUGCCCUUAAACAUCUGAAAAAUUGUGGGGUUCUUCACUGCGAUAUAAAGCCUGACAACAUGCUGGUGAAUGAGAACAAAAACGUGUUAAAGCUUUGUGACUUCGGUAAUGCAAUGUUUGCUGGAAAAAAUGAAGUUACGCCAUAUCUUGUUAGUCGCUUUUACAGAUCCCCUGAAAUCAUUCUGGGGCUCGCCUAUGACCACCCGCUGGAUAUAUGGUCGGUUGGCUGCUGUCUAUAUGAGCUUUAUUGCGGGAAAGUUCUUUUCCCUGGCGCCACAAAUAAUGAUAUGUUACGCCUUCAUAUGGAACUGAAAGGCCCCUUCCCCAAAAAGAUGCUUCGCAAAGGAGCAUUUAUUGAUCAGCACUUUGAUCACGACUUGAACUUUUACGCUACAGAGGAGGACACUGUUAGUGGGAAGAUGAUAAAGAGAAUGAUUGUAAAUGUAAAGCCAAAAGAUUUUGGUUCAAUUAUUAAAGGAUACCCUGGUGAGGAUCCGAAGAUGUUAAGUCAUUUCAGGGAUCUCUUGGACAAAAUGUUCAUCCUUGAUCCUGAAAGGAGACUGACUGUUUCACAGGCAUUAGCUCACCCAUUCAUCACUGGCAAGUGAAUCAAUCAAUGUUGCCCGUUUUCUCUCUUUCUCUCUCUUCUAUCAGGAAAAUGAUGUUGUCCUACUAGAUAUUUGUACAUUACACACAUUGUAAUAUAAGAAACAUGAGCCUAGGGCCUCAUUUUUUUUGAGAAAAACUUCGUAA